This is a messenger RNA of Talaromyces rugulosus, 2091 nucleotides long. RefSeq lists its product as uncharacterized. The transcript is spliced from 5 exons. NCBI's taxonomy places the organism in Eukaryota, Fungi, Ascomycota, Eurotiomycetes, Eurotiales, Trichocomaceae. The coding region runs from base 1 to 2091 and encodes 696 amino acids. Gene Ontology annotation, molecular function: monooxygenase activity; lyase activity; FAD binding. The record is from RefSeq and is a predicted model, not a curated record.
AUGGAGACAUCGUCUACAGUAUCCUUACGCGCCGCAAUUGUGGGGGCCGGGAUUGGAGGACUCACAGCUGCCAUAGCCUUGCGACGAGAGGGCCACCAUGUUGACAUAUAUGAACAAUCUCAGCUAGCAAACGAGAUUGGCGCCGCAAUCCAUAUUUCGCCUAAUGCCAACAGCAUCUUGAACCAACUGGGAAUAAACCACGAGGAACAAGGAGGCACUCGGCUCCGGCAGAUUCGAUUUUACUCUGCAUCUGGCGAAAUUCUGAAAGAAAUUGACGUCGCCGCUGACAGUCAUCGAUGGCAGAAGCCCUGGAUCCUCGCCCACCGGGCCCACCUUCACAGUCACCUAAAAGAAAAGGCACUUUCUCCGGAGGGCAGCGGUGUACCUGCUCGGCUCCAUACUUCUGCGCGUGUAGCUUCAGUAGAUGCUGAUAAUGCACGCAUUCUGCUGGAGAAUGGUGAUUCUGUGCAAGCAGACGUUAUAAUUGGCGCAGACGGGGUUCAUUCUCGGUGUCGGUCAGCUAUCCCAAACCAUAGCAUCAGUCCAGCACCUGCAGCUUUCAAUGCCUUCCGGUUCCUCGUGCCAGUCUCUGAGAUUAGCACAGACCCACGCACUGCAUCCAUCACGGAGGCAAUUGGCUCGAUGGAUAUGUAUUACCAAGAUGAUCGCAAAGUUGUUAUUUAUCCAUGCGUGCGGAACACACUGCUCAACUUUGUUUGCAUCUACCCGGCGGCACUGUCACCUUGCACGAGCGACGAUUACUCUAAGCUUGGAUCAAAAAAGAUGCUGUUGCAAAUUUUCCAUGAUUUCGCAACACCUCUCGUGGAUACAAUGCAGAAGUGUGAUGAGAAGGAGCUGAAGCUAUAUCCCCUACUGGAUAUGGAUACGCUUCCUGACUUUAUACACGGCCGUCUGGCUCUCCUUGGUGAUGCAGCGCACCCGUUCACUCCACAUCUGGCACAAGGUGGUGCCAUGGCCAUGGAAGAUGGUGUCAGCCUGGGGAUUCUAUUAUCCCAACUGGGCAGCACCGACGAAGUUCCGGAGCGCCUACGUUUAUACAGCCAGGCUCGGUAUGCACGAGCCACGAAAAUUCAGAAUUUCAGCCGGCUGGCGGGCCAUGAGAACAGCGAUUCUGAAACUGGUAAUAAUGUAGAAAAGUGGAAAGUAUCCAAGUACCUUGAAUAUGGAUUAAGCCACGACGAAAUCCACGCAUCAACCCAGCGACUCCGCGAAUACCAGUGGCAAACAAGGAAACGCUGUUACUGGAGACAGCCAAUUUCUUUUGGGCCCCUUCCUGGACCAAGACAGGAUCUCUGGAAUUAUCCUCGUCCCCAUGGUCUGUCAGAAGCGCAUUCUAUAGUAGCCACUAUCACAUUCAGCACGAGUGCGACACUCCUGCGUAACUUGCUUCCCUCACCCGCUUACAGCUUUAUUCGUUCAGACACGGUGGCUCAUGUAAGUGUUUCCAUUCAAUCAAUCCAGAACUUGGCAUGGCUUGGUGGCAGGGGCUACGACUUGGUCACUUUCCAUAUCCACGGGGUGCAAUAUCGUGGGCAGGACGGCUCGAAAACUCAAGGAUCCUAUUGCCCUGUACUAUUUGAGAACCUCACCGACCCUAUCCUCUCAGGGCGGGAGGAACUCGGGUGGCCCAAGUUGUUUUCAGAUAUUAGGGUUCAGCAGCCUUCGGAUACCGAGUAUCAUGCCCAGGUUAGCUGGAACGGGGCUCAAUGGGCCUCGUUCUCUUUGACGAUGCUGCAGAGUCAGGACGAGGGAAAAUCAUUAAACAGUCCCGCGGAGAAGAAAAACCUUUUAGUGCACAAGUACAUGCCCAGAACUACAGACCAGCCGUGUCGAGAAAAGGCGGAUGCUGAUUACGCUGUACUGGUGAAAACGUCCCCCGCGGUUGUGGAGCAGCGCAUGCGAACAUCUACAGCAAAAUUGAGUAUUACGGCCCGAACUGAACGAGAAUUACCUACGCUUUAUCCGAUUGUCAACCGCCUGGCUGAAUUACCAGUUCUAGAGAUUGUUGAGGCUACCGUGGAAAGGGUACUGGGGAUGGAUGAUUUUUCCACAACCUCUCGCAUAGAUUAA